CUUAGGUCACACCACAGAAAUUUUGGUCCGCCGCCGGCGAGGGAAGGAGAAAGGGGAAGAGAAAGGUACGUAGAUUUACCAUGGCGACAGCAACGGCACCUGAGUCCGUCCAAUGCUUCGGGCGUAAGAAAACGGCGGUGGCCGUCACUCACUGCAAGCGCGGCCGCGGGCUGAUCAAAAUCAACGGAGUUCCGAUUGAGCUUGUACAGCCGGAGAUCCUUCGCUACAAGGCGUUCGAGCCUAUCCUCCUCGUUGGCCGCCACCGAUUUGCCGGCGUCGACAUGCGCAUCCGCGUCAAAGGAGGCGGUCACACAUCUCAGAUUUACGCAAUUCGUCAGUCAAUUGCCAAAGCUCUAGUCGCUUUCUACCAGAAGUACGUUGACGAACAGUCUAAGAAGGAGAUCAAGGAUGUUCUUGUGAGGUAUGACAGGACUCUGCUGGUGGCUGAUCCAAGGCGCUGCGAGCCAAAGAAGUUUGGAGGACGUGGUGCUCGUGCCAGGUUCCAGAAGUCUUACCGUUGAAAUGCUGUUAGUGGAUCUGCUUUUAUUACUAUUAACGCUAUCACAAUUACUCUUUUUGGAUUGACUUGAGCCGUAUUUUGUUUUGGAAAUCUUGCUUUUAUCUCCUAUUUUCUGCCUAUGGAUCGUUUUAGACGGAUACUAGAAAACUAUACUGGUGUAUCUGCAUCUACAUUAUGUCUAUGUGCUUGAUGAUAAUUAAAUAUUUUUCCUCA
Messenger RNA from Andrographis paniculata, 733 nucleotides. RefSeq names its product 40S ribosomal protein S16-like. Gene Ontology annotation, molecular function: structural constituent of ribosome; RNA binding. NCBI's taxonomy places the organism in Eukaryota, Viridiplantae, Streptophyta, Magnoliopsida, Lamiales, Acanthaceae. Gene Ontology annotation, biological process: maturation of SSU-rRNA from tricistronic rRNA transcript (SSU-rRNA, 5.8S rRNA, LSU-rRNA); translation. The record is from RefSeq and is a predicted model, not a curated record. Bases 81 to 521 code for a protein of 146 amino acids. The transcript has a single exon. Gene Ontology annotation, cellular component: cytosolic small ribosomal subunit; ribosome.